Molecule: messenger RNA, 1387 nt
Organism: Paralichthys olivaceus (Japanese flounder)
Lineage: Eukaryota; Metazoa; Chordata; Actinopteri; Pleuronectiformes; Paralichthyidae
Source: RefSeq, a predicted model, not a curated record
AGGCGACGCGAGAAUCGGCUCGCGGGAAACCGACAGGAAAGAGUUGAGAAUUUGCCGCGGAACAGAGCAGCUCGUGCUCCGCCACUUUCCGUCCGUCGCACUUCAUUUGAACCGAAUUAAAAGUUUUGCUCGACCUGCUCCGGGAUGUCUGGCUUCGAUGAUCCGGGAGUUUACUACAGCGACAGCUUCGGAGGCGGAGAGGGAACCGGCCCGGACGAAGGCGGACUGAAGCGGAUCCAGAUCAAGAAGCGGUUCCGUGAGUUCCUCCGGCAGUUCAGAGUGGGCACCGACCGAACCGGAUUCACGUAUAAAUACAGAGAUGAGCUGAAGAGACACUACACCCUGGGGGAGUACUGGGUGGAGGUGGAGAUGGAGGACCUCGCCAGCUUUGAAGAGGAUCUGGCCGAUUGUCUCUACAAGCUGCCCACGGAGAACCUCCCUCUGCUGGAGGAGGCUGCAAAGGAAGUAGCCGAUGAAGUGACCCGUCCCCGGCCCGUGGGGGAGGAGACCGUGCAGGACAUCCAGGUCAUGGUGAAGAGCGACGCUCAUCACGCGUCUAUUCGCUGCCUCAAGUCCGAGCAGGUGUCUCGUCUCGUGAAGGUGAACGGCAUCAUCAUCUCGGCCACAGCCGUGAGGGCGAAGGCCACCAAGGUGUGUCUGCAGUGUCGCGGCUGCCGCAACCUCAUCAGCAACAUCCCUCUGCCCCCGGGCCUGCAGGGCUACGCUCUGCCGCGCAAGUGCAACAAUGAGGGCGCCGGCAGCGUUAAGUGUCCCAUCGACCCGUACUUCAUCAUCCCCGACCGCUGCGUCUGCGUCGACUUCCAGACGCUGCGGCUGCAGGAGUCUCCGGAUGCUGUGCCUCAUGGAGAGAUGCCGCGUCACCUGCAGCUCUACUGUGACAGGUAUCUGUGUGACCGCGUGGUCCCGGGCAACAGGGUGACCAUCAUGGGCAUCUACUCCAUCAAAAAAAUGGCUGCUGCCAAGGCCCAGGGCAGAGAGAAGAGCGCCGGUGUGGGCAUUCGUGCGUCCUACCUGCGAGUGGUUGGCAUCCAGGUGGACACGGAAGGAACAGGACGUGGUGCCACUGGAUCAGUUACUCCGCAGGAAGAGGAGGAGCUGAGAGGACUGGCAGCGUCUCCUAACGUCUACGACUCUCUGGCGCGCUCCAUCGCUCCCUCCAUCUACGGCAGCGACGAUCUGAAAAAGGCCAUCACCUGCCUGUUGUUCGGAGGUUCGAGGAAAAGGCUGCCUGACGGUCUCACUCGCAGGGGCGACAUCAACCUGCUGAUGCUGGGAGAUCCGGGUACGGCCAAGUCCCAGCUGCUCAAGUUCGUGGAGAGAUGUUCACCUAUCGGGGUAUUUAAAUUCUCCAUUAUCUGUCCUCAUU